AUGCAAGACAUCCUCUCCGCUGAGCAACCAGACCGAUUCCUCCCACAACCCCGACAUCCGGCCAGCCGAACCAAACAGGCCAAGUGUGAUCAAGCAGAAAGCCUCAACACCGAGUCCGAUAAACUAUCGAAGAAGGGCACACCUCGAGAACCCCCAACCCCAGCAAACCAGUCAAAGCCACGCGCUGGGUGGUCAGACAAGCGCAAGGCCGAACACGCUACGCGUAUGGCGGAACUGGGACUUACUUACCGGUAA
Aspergillus tanneri is the source of this 255-nucleotide messenger RNA. RefSeq lists its product as uncharacterized. The transcript has a single exon. Bases 1 to 255 code for a protein of 84 amino acids. NCBI's taxonomy places the organism in Eukaryota, Fungi, Ascomycota, Eurotiomycetes, Eurotiales, Aspergillaceae. The record is from RefSeq and is a predicted model, not a curated record.